AUGACUCGGUUUACCGACGGUAGCGAUUUCAAAAGCUACUCUUGCUUGCCUUGUCGGCAGCGAAAGGUCAAAUGCGACCGGCGUGCUCCGUGUUGCAACUGCGUCAAGGCCGACAAGCAAUGCAGCUUCAUUCCCCCGGUGCGCGGGAAACGUAAAAGAACCAAGCCUCCUCGAGAGGGUCUGCACGCCAAACUAGAACGGUAUGAGAAACUGUUGAGUUUACAUGGCAUCAAAUCUGAGCCAUCCGACGAUCUGGAUGACUCCGACUCCGAAACUGAUACGUGCAUGGACGAGGAUGCCAAUGCCGUGGACACCACGCUCGAAGAGACGAAGCCAAAACUCAUCAUACGAGAAGGGGUAUCCAGAUACUUUGACAGUGCACCUUGGUCUAUCUUCGGCGGCGAGUUUCAACAUCCAGAGGUCGGUGGUACUGUGGAUGAAUCGUUUUCCGACGAAAAUGGGUUGUUCUUCGGACAGAAUGAGAAAUUCGAAAAUCUUGCAAGCCUCCACCCCUCUGUGCAGAUACUGCCAAAGCUAAGGGAUAUAUAUGCCGAUCGGGUUGACCCUUUGGUUAAAAUCCUGCAUCUUCCGACAUUCUCGACUGCGUUAGCAAAUGGGCUGCGGCAUCCAGCGGAGCGAUCCAAAAGCUUAGAGGCCCUGAUGUUCUCUUUCUACCUGGCGGUCGUUAGUACUCUCAACGAAGACGAGUGCCAGGAUCUAUUUGGACUCUCGGAAUCGGUCGUGUAUGCCCGCUAUAGACUCGCAACUCGGCAAGCUUUGAUCGAUGCCAGAUUCCUGUCGACUUCCAAUCCGAUGACUCUUCAGGCAUAUGUAUUGUUCAUGAUGUGCGUCCGAAAGAGUUACUCGUGCGACACCUUAUUUGUCUUGUCCGGCGUCGCCAUCCGGCUGGCACGCAAAAUGGGAUUCCACCGUGAUGGCUCAUUUCUCGGGCUCUCGCCAUUCGACGCGGAAAUGCGAAGACGGCUAUGGUGGUAUUUGGUCCAUGUGGACUUUCGCAUAGCCGAUGUCCUGGGGACCAGACCAUCAAUGGAUAUUUCCUGCGCGGACACAAAGACGCCACUCAAUGUUGAUGACGAGGAUCUCCAUCCAGACAUGACUGACCUGCCGCCUGAACGCAACGGCAUUACCUCUAUAUCCCUUUGCCUGAUCAGACACGAGAUGCUGGUCGCCUUGCAUGACUUUUCGACAUCGUCUGCUGCCGACAUGCGCUGGGAAGUAGUACUGGGGCCCAAUGUGCCACCCGCCAAAAAGGACAAUAUCAUCAGCCGGAUUGAGGAUCAUUUAGAGCGAAAGUACUUGCGGUAUUGUGACCCGGCAAACCCGCUCCAUACUUUCGUAUCCAUCAUGAUCCGGUUCUCCAUAUGCAAGAUGAAGCUCGAUGCUCAUAAUCCGCGCCAAUUCGCCAGGAGUCCCCCGAAAGACCUUCAAACCGAGCGCGACAUUGUAUUUACUAAUGCCAGAAAGCUACUGGAAUAUGUCACCUUGGUACAAGGCGGUCAUCGUGGUCUGGAGAAGUACACAUGGCAAAUCGGCACAAGCGCGCUGUGGAUCGCAAUGCUAUACGUGCUUAUCGAAGUUCGACAUCGCAGAACUGGGCUGGAAGUAGACCGGUCCUGGCAGUUGAUCGGAGUCGUAUUCUCCUGCCCUCGCAUGUUUGGUAGAACCCCUAAACCUGUGGAUACGGUGCUCUGCAAGUGGACACUGGAGGUCUGGGACCACUAUGUUGCCGCUUCGAAGGCUGAGGGGCUGCCGGAACCAUCGACGCCGGAGUACAUUAAUGCGAUUCGUGGUAGGACCAGGUCAACAGGGGAACUAUCUCGAACUGAACAUCUGUCUGUGCACCGUGGUCCUGUUGAUGAAAGUUCGCUCGGCUGCAAGCAAAUACAAUCCAACGGACAUGAAACUCUUUUUGAUUUCGGAUCUCUUGACUCUUACGACUUUCCGGACAUCCUCUCUUUCGAAAUGGACUCGAAUGAAUGGGUACAGUGGGAGCAAUUGGUUGCCGAGGGAGGCCGCCCCUGA
Messenger RNA from Aspergillus pseudoviridinutans, 2043 nucleotides. Its product is annotated as putative C6 transcription factor. The transcript is spliced from 4 exons. Gene Ontology annotation, molecular function: DNA-binding transcription factor activity, RNA polymerase II-specific; DNA binding; zinc ion binding. Bases 1 to 2043 code for a protein of 680 amino acids. The record is from RefSeq and is a predicted model, not a curated record. Gene Ontology annotation, biological process: regulation of DNA-templated transcription; DNA-templated transcription. Lineage: Eukaryota; Fungi; Ascomycota; Eurotiomycetes; Eurotiales; Aspergillaceae.